AAUAAAUAGUGGUUUCUCCGAAGAAGCGCUUCACUUUAGGUUGAGGUCCAGGUGAGGAAAGUUGUUGCAGAGAUUUCAUUGGUGUGGUUUUUAUACGUCGAGCUCUGGUUUGCUUUCAUUUAUCGUGUGUAACGGAACCGUGGCCGUGGGUUUGACGCCGGGACAGGACACAUUUAGCGGAAGAGCUAACACAGUCUGCGCAUUACUGAAGUUCAGAGACUGUCGAGCUGGCAGAGAUGUUUCAAAUAAAGAGGAUCUGUUGCAUUGGUGCGGGUUACGUAGGAGGCCCAACAUGCAGCGUCAUCGCCCAGAUGUGCCCGGAAAUCACAGUGACUGUUGUGGACGUCAAUGAGUCCCGAAUCAAGGCCUGGAAUUCUGACACUCUGCCCAUUUAUGAGCCUGGACUGAAGGAGGUGGUUGAAUCAUGCAGAGGAAGAAAUUUGUUUUUUUCCACAGACAUAGACUCGGCUAUCAGGGACGCAGACCUCGUCUUUAUCUCUGUGAACACCCCAACAAAGACUUACGGGAUGGGGAAAGGUCGUGCGGCUGACCUGAAGUUCAUCGAGGCGUGCGCCCGGCGCAUUGUCGAGAUGUCCGACGGCUACAAGAUUGUCACGGAGAAGAGUACGGUGCCAGUGCGCGCCGCCGAGAGCAUUAGACGGAUAUUUGACGCCAACACCAAACCCAGCCUCAACCUGCAAGUGCUGUCCAACCCAGAGUUCCUCGCAGAAGGAACGGCGGUGCGGGAUCUGAAGGAGCCAGAUCGCGUCCUGAUUGGUGGAGAUGAGACUGCUGAAGGUCAAAAGGCGAUCAGAGCGUUGUGUGCUGUAUAUGAGCACUGGGUCCCCAAGGAGCGCAUCAUCACCACCAACACGUGGUCAUCUGAGCUCUCAAAGCUGGCAGCUAAUGCAUUCCUGGCACAGCGAAUCAGCAGCAUCAACAGUAUCAGUGCUCUGUGCGAGGCCACUGGAGCCGACGUGGAGGAAGUGGCCAAGGCGAUCGGCAUGGACCAGAGAAUAGGGAACAAGUUCCUUAAAGCCAGCGUAGGUUUUGGUGGAAGCUGUUUCCAGAAGGAUGUGCUGAAUCUGGUGUAUCUGUGCGAAGCCCUCAACCUGCCUGAGGUGGCUUCCUAUUGGCAGCAGGUGAUCGACAUGAAUGAGUACCAAAGACGACGGUUUGCCUGCAGGAUCAUCGACUGUCUCUUCAACACUGUUACCGGCAAAAAGAUCGCCCUGCUAGGCUUCUCCUUCAAAAAGGACACGGGUGACACGAGGGAGUCGUCCAGUAUCUACAUUUCUAAGUACCUGAUGGAUGAGGGCGCCAAGCUGUUCAUCUAUGACCCCAAAGUCCUUAAAGAGCAAAUCAUUCACGACCUCUCCCAGCCCAGCAUCUCCGAGGACAACCCAGAGAGAGUGUCUGAGUUGGUGACUGUGACAUCAGACCCUUAUGAGGCUUGCCAGAGCGCUCAUGCAUUGGUCAUCUGCACAGAGUGGGACAUGUUUAAGGAACUGGACUACGAUAAGAUUUACAAGAACAUGCUGAAGCCGGCUUUCAUGUUUGAUGGCCGCAGAGUGCUGGACCACCUUCACCCUCAUCUUCAGAGCCUUGGCUUCCAGAUCGAGACCAUCGGUAAAAAGGUGACACCAGCACGAAUCCCCUACACUCCAGCAGCUGCUGGUCCUCGAAUCACUGCCAGCGACGUUCCCACCAGCAAAGCAAAAGUCUGAAACUCAUUUCUUCAUCACUCAACAUGCAGCAGAUUCCUCCUAGCCUUUCCCCCCUGUAGCUGGUGAAACAAUCCAGAUCCUUCUCCCUCAGAUGCUGUAUCAUGCCCGAUGAACAGCGUGUGUGGGGGGGAUUGGAUGAGAGCUGCUGAUCCUUGAAUCCAAAAUUCGUGAAUGAUUGUUUUUUGUUUUUGAUUAAAGCAUUCCAUAUGUGGUUAGUUUUAUACAUUUCACAUAUCAGGUACACCUGUUGGACUGAUUUUUGAUGAACACUAUCAGCCUGAGUGUUAUAUUUACUGUACAAUCAACUAUUGUUCUAAAUCACAAAUUUUAUACUUAUAGUAUUUUUUAUAAAUCUACUGUAUGUUAGUCUGUCCUCAAUAUCUGUGGCUGUUUACUCAAAAGGGCCAAUGCAAGUAAAUUAAUUUUUC
Molecule: messenger RNA, 2155 nt
Organism: Haplochromis burtoni (Burton's mouthbrooder)
Lineage: Eukaryota; Metazoa; Chordata; Actinopteri; Cichliformes; Cichlidae
Gene: ugdh
Product: UDP-glucose 6-dehydrogenase
Exons: 12
Coding region: 237-1727 (496 amino acids)
Biological process (GO): glycosaminoglycan biosynthetic process
Cellular component (GO): nucleus; cytosol
Molecular function (GO): UDP-glucose 6-dehydrogenase activity; NAD binding
Source: RefSeq, a predicted model, not a curated record